CUAUGCCUUUGUUGGAUUAUGCGUUACAAAAAUAAGCGUAAUAAACGUUGAAAUUUAAUAACUUUAGAUAAAGACUCUAUACAAGUACCAUUGUAAAUCUAUUGGAAAGAUGUCUAGUAGUUUAAAGUGGCGAAACGUUAUCAUUUUGUGAAGAAUGACGUUGUUUGUUCAACUCUUCAUUUAUGAAAAUAUUUUAUUUGUAUUGAAGAGUGGGCGAUCAUACAUGUAUGAUCGCUACAUUUGGAGGAUAUAAGAAGGAAUUAGUCGUGAAAAUUGUUACGUUUCAAGCACAAAAACAGUGGAUUGAAGUGUAAGAAAUACUAGUACAAAAGAAAUGUGCUGGGGACGAGGAUGUACACUUCAGACGGGAUCAUGCCAACAUUCGCGCGAUAAUCGAUAUGAAUGAUUUGCCUUUCACUACAAAUGAUACAUUCAUAUUAAAUUGACUGUGCUGUUGUUAAAUAUUCUUGUGCUUUUAUGGAACUUGAUAUAGAUCUAAAAAAUUCCAAAGAGAGACGUGCGGGAUCUUAAUAUGCGUGAAAGUGAAGGUUGUUAACAUAAGCAGCAAACGGAAAAUUCACAGCGCAGUUUAAAAAUGAAAAUCGACGCAAAAAUAGCGUGGUUGGAUAAUGGAUAUAAGACAAAACUGUUUGAAGAUGAGUCACUGAAGCAGGCGUCUAUAAAACCGUCCAACAAAGACAACUUUCUUCUGACCCCACAAGAUGAUCCUAAGACGUUUGUGGAGUUCCUGGUGGGUGGUCAGUCAGAUGAAAUUCAGCAACGCCCAAAACUCGCUCAAAGACGGAUAAAAAGCGCUUCCGCCAUCCGUCUGAAGGAUCGUCCUUGGGUGCACCCAACGCCCCCUAAAUAUCCAGCAGGGUUCGUACAAAGGAGCCGCCCAGGAUCGGCGCGACCCGCUUCCGGUCGCCCAUCGUCGGCUGCACCAUCGUCUGUCUGGUCCAUCAGAGCGAACGCACAGAGACGUAUUAAAAGCGCCGGAUCUGUUCGCAGCUCCGGUACUCAGGCAGAAAAUCAUUCAAGGGAAGUGCUUGAUGAGAUUCGUAAAGGAUUUACUCUAGUCAAUAAACUAUACGAAAACAGCUACAGGACUAGUAUGAUAAGCCUACAUCCGGCGGGACCGGCCCCGGAUUAUCGGUACUUUGAUCGGCACUCGAGGUGCUAUGAUCAUAACCACGCACAUAAACAGCUAUCUAGGUACAUGCCGCAGACGGCUUGUGCAAAGUUUCUGGAAUGUUGCGGGUCGCGCGCCGUGUCGCCGGCACGUCUGAACGAUCCGAACACUCAACCUCAGCGGUACAUUGAUUAUCACAGGCCGCAUACAGCGCCGACUACGAGGGGCGAGCUGCAAUAUGUUCCAAGAGCUAGCACUUACAAAGGCCACACUCCACAUUUCUGCAACUUUGUGCACCAGAUGCAAUUGCACAGCAAGGCGCUAAAUGGAACAGACUCAACAGGCAUUCCGUACUCAGAACUUGGGGAUGAUCUUACAUUUGUGGGCGAGUCUACAGAAGGCAAACUGGUCAACAAAUAUCGGAAAAACAGCAACGCUAGCUCUGAUGGAAGUAUUAAUCGGGGACUUACUAAGUCUCCAAAACUCGAGGAUUAUGAGCAUGACUCAAUCCCCGAGACGAAGGAGGAUCAUGUGGUCAGUGGAACUGAAGGUCGUCCGGGUUCACCAAGUUCACUGGAUGGAGAGAGUCGUCAUGGUGAUGAUGAUUCUCAGCAACAACAACCUGUCACAGGAAUUGGAAAGAGGAAAGUUCAAUUUGGAUCCAGAUAUUUUCAGGGGAUGAUUGGUGAUUCCAAAAGUAUCUCAGAGGAAGGAGACGAGGACAACAAAUCUGGGAGAGAUUUGGAUUAUAACACCUGGGACAAUGGGCAGGUGAUCAAGGGUGCAAGCAGUCAAGGUCACACUGACCUGGACACGACCCUGCGACCCCCAAGCCCUCGUGACCCACCCCCAAGCCCGGAGCUCUCCAAAAAGAAGGAACCCAAGGAGAUACCCUUGCCAACAACUGCCCCAAAGACCAAGGAUUGUAAGAAAAAGACCAAAAAGCCGGUUGAGCGUGUACGAACCAUGAAGGCGACAGACGAGCCUCCUGUGGAAGUUCAGCCCACUGCGACCGAAGAGACUCGGCCCCCUGAGGUCGUACUUACAGUCAGUGACAACGUUGACAGCAAGCGCGAUAUUCAAGUGCCAGAUCUGCCUGACUUGGAAACCAAGGAGACGAAUCGUAAAGAGAAGGGAAAACCUAAACGACAUCUCAUAGAGACCGAAGAUGACUUGCUUAAGCCGGACCUUAACGACAUUUUGAACGAACAGCUGAGGUUGAGCAGGCCUGAAUUUGAUUGGUCUAACAUGGAAACUACAAACGGUGGAGAAGAAGUAAAGCGGCACCCUCAGAUCAAGUCCUGGAUACAGGGCCGCCUGGCUCUCUCACAGCAAUCUAGUCGCUUUGAGCUCCCCAUGGACAUGAAAAGGCUUGAAACCAUGACACCUCAAGAAUACAUCAGGAAACACUGUAUCAUAACCUCACGGAGGCAGAACCUAUACCAAAAAAUAUUCAUGAAGAACAAGGACAAGUCUGCUACAAUACUCUAUAAGGAUCUUGACCGCUCCCUGAAGGACGUACUGGUGAACACGAUCACCUCAGAGCAGGUUCAGGAUGUUCUCAAGUCACUUGAGAUUGAUGAGCAGACCAGAGUGGACCAGAAACUCUUCUACGGAGUUGCUGCAUAUGCUGAACGAGUCCUGUAUCCAAAAUUUGUGACUGAAGAUACACAUGACAUGCCAGAGUACCAAAGAGAGAAGAUUGAAUGUGCAGAUUUCUGUGCAUUAAACUGGAAAAUACAUGGAGUUAAUGUGCCCAAAAACAUGCUGAAUGUUCUGAAGCAGAUCACAUAAUAGCAACAGUCUUUUUCGAUAAAAUGUAUAUUUAAACACGGACUGCCUGAUUAAUGUAAGACCGUCUGUGACUUAACGCAAUAUUAAGCACAGUUAGAAUUAUAGAAACAUUGUCUCAGUCAGUGUGACAGACUUUUUUUUUCAAAAACGCAAUAAAAUGACAGUUAGCAACUUGUGUCAGAAGUGUUAUGAUGUGACGCAAUAUUAAGGGAGCUUGAUUAGAUAUGGAGAAGGCACUAAACAAGGAAGGACGUGCAGGUGAUGUGGGUAUUCCUUGUAGUAACAGUGUUUUUAUCCUUUAUCUUAAUUUUAUUUUAUUUUUAGAUCAAUAUGCCGUAGUUAAUGUUGUUUGAUUUUAAAAACUGUAAAAAUCAUGUUAUAAAUAUUCCUUUGUACAAGAAACCAUGCCAUGCAAAGCCAAAUAUAUAUAGUUUUACAUUACAUACAUAAGAUUCAAUUUGUUUAAGGGACUUGUUCCAAACAAAACUGAAAUAUUGGAAAAGUUAAAAAUCAUUAAUUCAGGAAAGAAAAGCUUGCCGGGAGAAUCAAACCUGGGAGCUCUAGAAACAAAAGCUUACUGUUACCACUAGGCCUUGCACGCUUUUGAAUCAAUUACAUGAAUAAAGCCAUAUGUUGGUAAUACACGUUUUUGUUAAAUCAUAGAUGAAAACUGUUAUCAAUGCCUUUUUGUUUUACUAUUUGGAUUGUUGAUUUAUAAUGUUCAGACAUAUAUUGCUAACAUUUUUUGUUAGUUAGGAGUUUUAUUUUGCUCGUUAAAUAUAAUGCAUACAUUCUUUUUUUAAAUCUAGAUUUAUGUCAAUUUGUGUUGUGUUGAUUUUUGUUUAUUUUCUUUAUUUGAAACAUUUUGUUUUAUUUGUCCAUACUUUCAAAAACAGAAAAGGGAUGGAAUUAAUAGAAUAUUAUGUUAGUGCUGAUAAACAAAACUGUACAUGUGUAGAACAGCAUUUCAAACAGUGGCCAAGGCAUGCAGCUGAAGGGUUUUCAAUUAUGAUACCGGUAUAUAUAUUUAAUGUACAACUAAGUAUUUUUGUAUAGCCCACCAACACAAAAUUGUUUUUGUUCACUAUAGUAUCAUUUGCAUGAGCAAAUCUCUGAGAAAACCAGGCUUGAUGACAAACUGUUCAUGUGAAAUGGGGUGGUUGUCUUUUUUUUAGCUCGGCUGUUUUGGGAGAAAACCCGAGAUUUUGUCAUAGCCAGCUCGUCGUCCUCCGUCCGCCGUAGCGUCGUGCUAAAACCUUAACAUUGGCUCUAAAAUCAAAGUGCUUCCACCUACAACUUUGAAACUUGAUAUGUAGAUGCACCUUGAUGAGCUCUACACGCCACACCCAAUUUUGGGUCACUAGGUCAAAGGUCAAGGUCACUGUGACCUCUAAAAAAAAAAAAUAUUCUGACAAGCUUUUGCAGCCGAGCGUUGGCACCCGUUAUGCGGUGCUCUUGUUUAGUUUUGAUGCAACCCAUUUUUAUAUGGUUUAGAUACGCCUUUCAAAAUGGAGAAAGAAUACCAUAAAUAGGAACUUUAUGAUAAUUUUAAAGUUAACAUUUUUAAAGCAACUUACCAUUAAUGCCAAAAAACUAUUAAAGCUGUUAAAAUUAUUUGAAAAAUCUGCAAUUACAAAAUAAGUCCUGUAAUAUAGAAAUAAUUUCAGUCUUUAAAAUUAUCACCAAAUGUAUUAUAUUGGACAUUAUUUAUUUAAAAACUAUAACGGUGAAAAUGUUUAACCAAGAGCUAACUGAUGUUUUGAUUUAAAUGUAUUUAUAAUGACUAAAGUAGUCUUUGUGACAUGAUUUUUGUUCUAUCUUCAAAUUUAUCACAUGUGAAUUAUGAUAAAGAAUACCAUGUGUUUCUUUUCUGUGAUAUUUAUUUUAUGCUGUUGUUUUGAAUCCAUGCAAACUUGUGUUAGUUUAUUUAUGAUAUGCCUGUUUACAUUGUUUUCUUACAUAACAUUAAACAAUAAAUGUGAAUACCAUUAA
Dreissena polymorpha is the source of this 4918-nucleotide messenger RNA. RefSeq lists its product as uncharacterized. The record is from RefSeq and is a predicted model, not a curated record. The transcript has 17 exons. Bases 596 to 2926 code for a protein of 776 amino acids. Lineage: Eukaryota; Metazoa; Mollusca; Bivalvia; Myida; Dreissenidae.